AUGGCGUGGCUCAAAGAUGGCCUGUCAGGCCUGCGCUCCGUCGCCAAAAGAGCUGAUGAUACAUCUGCCGCUCCCACGAGUCUUUCGGGCUUCCUCUCAACUCUCGUCCCAGCGCUGAUAAUCGCCGGUGCCAUGGUCCUGGCCUUUAUCAUCCUCCGCAGAAUCUACCGCCGUAACUACAUGCCUCGUACCUUUCUACCGACCCUACGCGACUAUGAACGAACUCCAAGCUCUCCCACCGGUCUGUGGAACUGGAUCAUCGCCAUGUACAAAAUACCCGACACAUAUGUGCUCCAGCACCACUCUUUGGACGCCUAUCUUCUGCUACGUUACAUGAAAUUGCUCGUGGUCAUGACUUUUGUCGGCUGCUGCAUUACUUGGCCUAUCCUAUUCCCGAUCAAUGCGACUGGAGGUGUCGGCAACUCUCAGUUCGACGUUCUUUCCAUGUCUAAUGUGAAGAACAAAGCGAGAUAUUUCGCCCACGCUUUCGUCGGUUGGAUCUUUUUUGGCUUCGUGUUCUUCUUGGUGACCCGCGAGAGUAUCUUUUACAUCAAUCUGCGCCAGGCUUAUGCUUUCUCUCCGGCCUAUGCCAAUCGUCUUUCCUCCCGAACCGUCAUGUUUGCGUCUGUUCCUCAGGACUAUCUAGAUGAGAAGAAGCUGCGUCGCAUGUUUGGCACCGAUCGUGUGAAGAACGUUUGGAUCGCCACCGAUACCAGCAAACUGGAGGAGAAGGUCAAGGACCGAGACGCAGCUGCUAUGAAACUGGAAGGCGCUGAAACUUCGUUGAUUAAACAAGCCAACGUCAACCGUACCAAGGCGUUGAAGAAGAACGCCAACGCAGACGCGCAAUUGGAAGCCACAGGUGACCACACCGAGUCGGGAUCUGUCGCAGCCCGCUGGGUCAAGCCCAAGGACCGUCCUACUCAUCGCUUGAAAUUUUUGAUUGGAAAGAAGGUUGACACUAUUGACUGGGCCCGCGCUGAAAUUGAACGCCUCAGCCCUGAGAUUAAGGAGGAACAAGACAAGCACCGCGUUGCUGACGCGAAAAAGGUCUCUGCCGUGUUUGUGGAAUUCUACAACCAGAACGAUGCUCAAUCCGCAUAUCAAUCUGUCGCGCACAACCAGCCCUUGCACAUGGCUCCCCGAUACAUUGGUGUUGAUCCCACUCAAGUUAUCUGGUCUAACCUCCGUAUCAUGUGGUGGGAGCGCGUCGUUCGUAACUUUGCUACCGUCGCUUUCAUCUGCGCUCUGGUUGUCUUCUGGGCUAUUCCCGUCGCCUUUGUUGGUGCCAUCUCGAAUAUCGAUAGCUUGAUUGCCAAACUCCCAUGGCUCGGCUUCAUCAACAGUGUUCCCACCUUCAUCCGUGGUGUCAUUACUGGUCUUUUGCCUUCGGUUCUGUUGUCUGUUCUUAUGGCUUUGUUGCCUAUCAUCAUUCGCUUGUGCGCGAAACUUGGUGGUGCCCCAACAGCAGCUGCAGUUGAGCUGUGGACUCAGAACGCCUACUUUGGUUUCCAGGUCGUGCAAGUCUUUUUGGUCACGACACUUUCUUCUGCGGCAUCCGCCGUGGUCGAGGAGAUUAUCCAGAAACCCACCGACGCCGCAAGCUUGUUGGCUGCCCAUCUUCCUCAGGCCGCCAACUUUUACGUUUCUUAUAUCGUCCUCCAAGGCUUGACCUUUACUUCUGGUGCUUUGCUUGGCAUUGUCGGCCUCAUUCUCGGAAAGGUGCUCGGAAAGUUCCUCGACAAGACUCCUCGUAAAAUGUACAAGCGCUGGAUGAGCCUGGCUGGUUUGAGCUGGGGAACUGUCCUCCCACCCAUGUCUCUUUUGGGUGUUAUUGCUAUUACCUAUUCGAUCAUCGCUCCUUUGGUCAUGGGUUUCGCUACCGUCGGUCUUUACCUUUUCUACUUUGCUUUCCGUUACAAUUUGCUUUACGUGUCGAAUGCACAAAUCGAUACCCAAGGACGUAUUUACGCUCGUGCACUUCAACAUCUACUCGUUGGUGUGUACAUUGCAGUGGUCUGUCUGAUUGGUUUGUUCGCCAUUGCUGCUGCUGACCAACCCAUCGGCACCGGACCUCUUGUUUUGAUGAUCAUCUUCUUGAUCUUUGCAAUUCUAUAUCAUGUAUCUCUCAACGCAGCAUUGGGUCCUCUCCUCAACUACCUCCCCAAGAACUUGGAAGCUGAGGAAGAGUCUCUAUUGGCUGAAGCUCGCGACAAGAUCACACCCACCGCUUCAGACAGCAUUGAUGUUCCUGUUGAAAGUGCAUCCAAGGAGCACAAUGGCUACCACGAUGGUGUUGACACUGCUGAAAAGGGCACCGCUGUCCCUCACCCGUCAGUACUGCCUGCUCCCCACAAGAAGCCCAAUUUCUUCACCAAGUUCCUUCGUCCGGAUAUCUAUGCCGACUAUCCCACUAUGCGCCGACUUGUCCCUACCCACAUCGAGAUCCCCGAAUACCCAACUGAAGUCGAGCGCGACGCCUACUUCCAUCCUUCCAUCACCUCGAAAGUUCCAUUGUUGUGGGUUCCCCGCGACGAGCUGGGUGUCAGCAAGCAGGAAGUUGAGCACACGUCUCGCGUCAUUGACAUCACGGACGAAGACGCCUUUAUUGACGAAAAGGGUAAUGUGCAAUGGAACAGCGACACCGUUCCUCCUAUCUACGAGGAGAAGAUCUACUACUAG
Messenger RNA from Talaromyces amestolkiae, 2682 nucleotides. RefSeq lists its product as uncharacterized. The record is from RefSeq and is a predicted model, not a curated record. Bases 1 to 2682 code for a protein of 893 amino acids. The transcript has 3 exons. Gene Ontology annotation, cellular component: plasma membrane. NCBI's taxonomy places the organism in Eukaryota, Fungi, Ascomycota, Eurotiomycetes, Eurotiales, Trichocomaceae. Gene Ontology annotation, molecular function: calcium-activated cation channel activity.